AUGGCACUGAGAGUUGUCAGGGCCCUGAGCACUCCUUUUGCCUUUAGGCAGCAGAAAUGGAAAAGCUUUGUCUCCACACAAGCAAAAAUGCCUCCUUGCGAUUUUGUACCUGAAAAAUACAAAUCCUAUCCAUAUGAACGUAUGCAGAAGAUUCGUGAACAAAAUAUUUCUCCUUCACUGCGAAUGUAUUACAAGAAGCCGUUGUUGUUGCAUCAAGGACAUAUGCAGUGGUUGUUUGAUUAUGAAGGACGAAGAUACCUUGAUCUAUUUGCUGGAAUUGUCACUGUCAGUGUUGGUCACUGCCACCCAAAGGUAACUGUGGCUACCCAGAAACAGCUUGCUCGCCUGUGGCAUACCACUAAUAUCUACAUGCACCCAUCAAUCCAGGAGUAUGCUGAAAAGCUAACUUCUCUUCUUCCAGAUCCACUUAAGGUGGUUUAUCUAACCAACAGCGGGUCAGAAGCCAAUGAUUUGGCUAUGUUCAUGGCAAGGCUAUAUACUCGUAACUUCGACAUCAUCUCUUUCAGAGGAGCAUACCAUGGAGGCAGCCCUUACACGCUGGGAUUGACAUCUAUUGGUCUUUAUAAGCAUGGUGUCGCCAAUGGCUUUGGCUGUUCAACAACAAUGUUACCGGAUGUUUUUCGUGGUCCAUGGGGAGGCAGCCGUUGUAGAGAUUCUCCAGUACAAACUGUUCGAAAAUGCAGCUGUUCUGAAGGUGUAUGUCAUGCAAAUGACCAGUACAUUGAACAGUUCAAAGACACUCUGAAUACCUCAGUGCCAAAGACGAUAGCUGGAUUUAUUGCUGAACCAAUUCAAGGUGUUAACGGCGCUGUUCAGUACCCAAGAAGUUUCUUAAAGGAAGCUUAUCAGCUAGUACGGGAGAGAGGGGGCAUUUGUAUUUCAGAUGAAGUACAGACAGGAUUUGGACGGACUGGCAGCCAUUUCUGGGGAUUUCAAACACAUGAUGUAGUCCCUGACAUUGUUACUUUGGCAAAAGGAAUUGGUAAUGGCUUUCCAAUGGCAGCUGUUGUUACAACAAAAGAGAUUGCAAGUUCCUUGGCUCAAAACCUUCACUUUAAUACAUUUGGAGGAAGCCCUUUGGCCUGUGUAGUUGGAGCUGCAGUUCUUGAUGCUAUUGAAGAAGAUGGUCUACAAAAAAAUAGUGAGGAUGUGGGAACAUAUAUGCUACUGGAGUUGGCUAAACUACGGGAUAAAUUUGAGGUUGUUGGAGAUGUCCGUGGCAAGGGACUUAUGAUUGGAGUAGAAAUGGUGACAGAUAAGGAUAGUCGCCACCCUCUUCCAGCUGAAGAAAUCAAUCAGAUCUGGGAGGACUGUAAAGACAUGGGGGUUCUAAUUGGCAGAGGAGGACUCUACAGUCAGACAUUUAGAAUUAAACCUCCUAUGUGCAUUACUAAAAAGGAUGUCGACUUUGCUGUGGAAGUAUUUUAUACUGCUUUACAGAGACACAUGGAGAAAGCAGCUGCAAAACAGACUUGA
Messenger RNA from Haliaeetus leucocephalus (bald eagle), 1497 nucleotides. It is a transcript of the gene AGXT2, whose product is annotated as alanine--glyoxylate aminotransferase 2. Gene Ontology annotation, biological process: glyoxylate catabolic process. Gene Ontology annotation, molecular function: L-alanine:glyoxylate transaminase activity; pyridoxal phosphate binding. Gene Ontology annotation, cellular component: mitochondrion. The transcript has 14 exons. The record is from RefSeq and is a predicted model, not a curated record. Bases 1 to 1497 code for a protein of 498 amino acids. NCBI's taxonomy places the organism in Eukaryota, Metazoa, Chordata, Aves, Accipitriformes, Accipitridae.